AAGGACACAGAUUGUUUGCAGGAGCUGUCCGGGUGUCCUGCUUGUAAAAGACCCAAUAAUGUUACCCUGAUCCUGCCAUGCUCUCACACCAUGUGUGUGCACUGUAUGUCUGCCCAAGAGGCCAAGCGGUCUGGUCGAUCCCACCGACAUAAUUUGAGCUGCUCUGUGUUGUGUCCACUGUGUGGCUACCAUGUGGAGCUGCCCUGCGAGACGUGGUCGUCUGCUUUGUCCUGUCUCCCGCGAUAUCCCACCCUGAAGUUCACACGUGCCAGCCAGGAUGACAUUGGCAGACGGGAGAUGGCUUCUGAACCACAUCAACUGCAAGGGGAAACCUACUCUCUGGUUGCAAAUGAAGACACAGCGCAAUGUUCCAGUGCUUGCAGUUUCACUAUACCACCAGCUGGGAGCAAUGUGGAUCUACAGGAGGAGGAGAUAGAGAGGUCUGUUUUUGGUUUGCGCUUUGCUUUGGACCCAUUAACUGCCCCCACCUCUCUCCACCUUUCCAACUCCUUGCUCAUUGUCACUUACCGAGGAAUAAGCCCUACUUGUUCACUUCCAAAAGUCAGGAGGUUGAUGAUGACCUCUGACCUUGGCGUGACGCAGGACCUCCCUCAGGUUUGCGCUGAUGUCAUCAUUGCUCAGGGCCAAUAUUACUGGGAGGUAGAUGUCUACAACAGCUCCAUCUAUAAAAUUGGUGUGAGCUCACUGCACAAUUCUAAAGGCUGGUGGCUGGAAAGACAUGGUUUGUCGUUUUGCGCCGUUUACGAUGGUUGCAGGGAGCCGCUUGUAACAGUCCCUCCUCAGAUCAAAACUCUCGGACUCUUCCUUAACUUUGGAGGGGGGACUCUUAGCUUCUACAACCUUGUGACCCAAGAGCACCUCGUCACCCUGCCUACGUGUUUCAAUGCCUCGGGAGUUCUUCCUACUCUGGGCCUCGGUCAGGGCUGGCUACGGUUGCGUUGCGGCCUCCCGCCUCCCCCCUAUGUGUUCCUCAGUAAAAACUCAACCUACAGACACCCUUGUGGGUCCAGUAGAGGCCGAUGGCAAAGGGAUAUCACCUUCCGAUCAGUGGGUAAAGUGAUUCAGAAGUUUGAGGAGAUGUCUGCAGCAAACUCCAGUUCGAUGCCUGGUUUUGGAUCACAUUGCUCCUGUGGACACCGGGGGACAAAUCCCUCUGGGCUUGCAGAACAGGAAACCGGGCCUAAAUAAGACAAUCCUUCUCUACAAUGGAAACAUCCACUGACUGACAGACUCACAAAUCCCCAGAAAGGUUUGAUCUAUGGCUGCAAUU
Entelurus aequoreus (snake pipefish) is the source of this 1291-nucleotide messenger RNA. Its product is annotated as tripartite motif-containing protein 72-like. The transcript has 5 exons. Gene Ontology annotation, molecular function: protein binding. Lineage: Eukaryota; Metazoa; Chordata; Actinopteri; Syngnathiformes; Syngnathidae. The coding region runs from base 91 to 1209 and encodes 372 amino acids. The record is from RefSeq and is a predicted model, not a curated record.